Molecule: messenger RNA, 1118 nt
Organism: Kickxella alabastrina
Lineage: Eukaryota; Fungi; Kickxellomycota; Kickxellomycetes; Kickxellales; Kickxellaceae
Product: RNase P subunit p30-domain-containing protein
Exons: 2
Coding region: 1-921 (306 amino acids)
Biological process (GO): tRNA processing
Cellular component (GO): nucleolar ribonuclease P complex
Molecular function (GO): RNA binding
Source: RefSeq, a predicted model, not a curated record
AUGCCGAGACGGCCAAGUCGGGGCGAGUGGGCGCAGGUGGCGCAGGCGAUCUCGCAGGCGCGCGACCUGGGGUACGGCGUGGUGGCGGUGAACCAGACGAUCCAAGGGCGGCUGACGAGCGAGCACCUGGGCGUGUGGCGCGGCAUGCCGGCGAUCGCAGGCGCGCAGCUAAGCUGGAGCACGGCGACAGGCAGGCGUAUCUCAGACUGGCGGGCCACGGGGCAGGUGGGGCGCGGCAGCAUCCGAGUGGUGCGGCGCGUCACGGCGGUGAUCAGCGAUGCGGCGCACGGGCACAGCCUGUCGUGCAGCGGCAGCGGGUCGGCGGCCGGCGACUACGACAUCGUGGCGGUGCGGCCGGUGUCCGAGAAGCUUCUGUACGCGGCCAGCAACGGGUCGUGGGACGGCGUCGACGUCAUCUCGCUGGCGAUGGGCGCGCGCUGGGGGUUCUUCGCAAAGCACAAGACCGUCGGCCAGGCGCUGGCGCUGGGCAUUGCCUUUGAGAUUGCAUACGAUGCGGCGCUGGCAGCCGACGCGGCCGUGCGGCAGCAGUGGGUCAGCAAUGCGGCGGCGCUGGUGCGAGUGACGCGCGGCCGCGGAGUGGUGGUGACCAGCGCGGCGCGCCAGGCGUUUGGCCUGCGCUCGCCGUACGACGUUGUCCAUUUGGGCGACGCCGUGCAGCUCAACGCGGACCUGACGAAGCGGUGCGUCAGCUCCAAUGCGCGCGCGGUGCUGGUGCACGGCUUCACGCGGGUGGCGACGCACCGGGCGGCGGUGUCGGUGGUGCUGAGCUGCGGCGACGGCAACAGCGGUGGCGGUGGCGGUGGCAGUGGCGGUGGCGGUGGCGGUGGCGGUGGCGAUGGGCAGCCGGGUGCCAAGCGCGCGCGGACGGACGGCGAUGGCGACAGUGCAAUGGCGCGGUGAGGGGCCAGGCAAUCAAAGAUAAAUGAAAUGGAUGAUGAAUAAAUUUAGUGUUAGGCUUAGGCUGCGUGGCAAUCGGCGCAUGUUAUCUGCAAGCCGAGACCCAAAGCGAAAGUGUGAGGAAAUGGAGGCGAAGCCCUUUCUUUCUUUCUUUCUUUCUUUCUUUCUUUCUUUCUUUCUUUCACCCACCCACCCACCCA